CCCACAACCCACAAUGUUCAAGCCCACAGAGACGGACAGGCAAUAAUGCAACCGUCUAUAGGAAGCCCACAGAAGAGUCCCACAGUAGAGCAGUGCAAUAUCCCACGGCCCACAGCCCUCAGUGUUAAAAGCCCACAAGUGUGUAGUUGGAAGAGUACUUUGCAGUACGGCCUAGCUGCUGUGUCAGUCAGUGAGAACCCAGCUGGAAAAGAGAUGGUAUUCUCUGAUCCUGGAGUUCAAGCUUGCUCCAACUGCCAGUCCACUGAUGCCAGUGAUGGAGGCAGAUGA
Messenger RNA from Rasamsonia emersonii CBS 393.64, 288 nucleotides. RefSeq lists its product as uncharacterized. The annotation marks the transcript as partial. Lineage: Eukaryota; Fungi; Ascomycota; Eurotiomycetes; Eurotiales; Trichocomaceae. The record is from RefSeq and is a predicted model, not a curated record. The transcript has a single exon.